Molecule: messenger RNA, 771 nt
Organism: Grosmannia clavigera kw1407
Lineage: Eukaryota; Fungi; Ascomycota; Sordariomycetes; Ophiostomatales; Ophiostomataceae
Product: duf858 domain containing protein
Exons: 3
Coding region: 1-771 (256 amino acids)
Biological process (GO): N-terminal protein amino acid methylation
Cellular component (GO): cytoplasm
Molecular function (GO): N-terminal protein N-methyltransferase activity
Source: RefSeq, a predicted model, not a curated record
AUGUCUGAAACGACACUUCCCGAGCGGCCAGAAGCGCUCGUCAACAACGCAGCCGCCAAGCAGUACUGGGAGGAGGUCAGCGCCGACAACAACGGCAUGCUCGGUGGCUUUCCGUUUGUGUCGCGUGCAGACCUCCGGGUGUCGCGCAGCUUCUUGGCCAAGCUGGGCAUCGGCAGCAAGUCGGGCAUGCGGCGUGUGCGACUGGCCCUGGAGGGUGGUGCAGGCAUCGGCCGUGUGACCGAGGGCCUGUUGUUGGAUAUGGCCGAGGAGGUGGACAUUAUUGAGCCCGUCGCCAAGUUUACGGCGCAGCUGAAGGAGCGGUUGGGUGUGCGGUGGGUCUUCAACGUCGGUCUCGAGGACUGGGAUCCAACCAAGACCGGCGACACUGCCAGCGAAAGCAGCAACAGCAGCAGCAGCGGAAAAGAAGGGACAGAGGACGACAAGGAUGGAAACAAGCACCUUCCGACGUACGGACUCAUCUGGAUACAGUGGUGCACGAGCUACCUGAACGACAAGCAGCUGGUGGAAUUCCUGCAGCGAUGCGGGUCCGUUCUAGAGCCCACGACAGGCGUGCUCGUCAUCAAGGAAAACAUCAUGUCGACUGGCUUUGACGACUUUGAUGUGCUGGACAGCGGCGUGACAAGAGCGGACAAGUCCUUCCAGAGCCUCUUUUCCGAGGCCGGGCUACGAGUCGUGCGUUCCGAAGUACAAAACUUUCCAGAAGAAGCAGGACUGCUUCCAGUCAAGCUCUAUGCACUCAAGCCAAGAUGA